AUGACUAUUGCCCCAAUUCAAUGGCCUAAACUUGACUGUUCGGCCGAGUUCCGUAUACAGCCGUCCAAUCAAAAAUAUCAUCAUACAGUCAACCAAAGUUUCUGUUCCAAUUAUACCAUCCCCUCUGAGUACUGGGCCGAAUACGUUGUGGCGAACUUCCAUGAAUACAUCACUGAAUUCGGUUCCUUGUUCAAUUACGCGAAUCAGAAUCAGUCGCUGGGCAUUGAUAAUAUUGUCGCAGACUUCCCUGUCAAAUCAGCAAGCACAGUACCCGAUCUAGCGACUAUAUUCACCAAUGUCGGCGGUGUACUGGGGAUUAUCGGAAGCACUCUACCUCUGCUUGAUGAAGAGACUGACACCGCUUCGAGCAUGAUGGGUGUUAUGAGCGGGCUCUUUUCCACCGCUGGAUCUGACAUUUCCUCCAGCAGCGCGACCGAUACUGAAACAAUCACUCUGGAGAAGAAAGUUGAGGCUCUUUAUAGCCUGAUGUACACGGCUGUUCAGGAUAUCCUCAUUGACGUCUUCGAAACCGGCAAUAUCUCCUCCUGGCCCUCGGACCUGCGAACUGGUGACUACUCCUUUGAAGUCGCCAAUUUCUUCAAUGGCCGAUACAUGUUCUUGCUCACUGGUGAACAAGCCGAAUCCCUGGAGAGUACUUUCAACGCCUAUCUUCAACAGUACCUUGUCGGCUCCGCAUUGGUCUCGGCCAAUUAUUACGUUUUGAAGGGUGCCUACUCCACCAGUACCUGCUCCUCUAUCACCAGCGGGAAGGUGAUUGACGGUGCCUGUUAUACUCUUCAAUAUCCUGGUGCAGGGUGGGAACUGGUCAACCAGAUCAUGACGGAUCCGAUUAGCAGUGAUGAUCUGACCAAGCUGACGGAUACCUAUAAUGUUGACCUUGAGAGUCUCUAUACCAACUCAUACACUUGCCAGAACACCACCGGUACGUAUGGGGGCACACUCGAGGUGAAUAUUCUGGAGUUCUCUUCGUCUCUUCCGACCUGCUUCUAUAACCUUCCCGUCUUCACGGUCGAAACGUCUGAGGAGCCUAAGGUGAACAACUAUCUAUCUUCGCCAUGCCUGGUGUACGAGCAGAACCUGACUGCUAAGACAGCCGAACUGGGUGUGACCUGGUUGCCGAGCAACCUGGCUGACAUUUUUGUUAAGGACUUUUACCGAGAAGAAGAUCCAGGCAAGUCCUUUCUUUAUCUGGACAUGAUGGACGCCAUUCUACGGCAAGAACUGAGGCGAAUCAUCUCUAUAUAA
Aspergillus neoniger CBS 115656 is the source of this 1266-nucleotide messenger RNA. RefSeq lists its product as uncharacterized. The transcript has 4 exons. NCBI's taxonomy places the organism in Eukaryota, Fungi, Ascomycota, Eurotiomycetes, Eurotiales, Aspergillaceae. Bases 1 to 1266 code for a protein of 421 amino acids. The record is from RefSeq and is a predicted model, not a curated record.